Messenger RNA from Gilbertella persicaria, 1369 nucleotides. RefSeq lists its product as uncharacterized. The record is from RefSeq and is a predicted model, not a curated record. The transcript has a single exon. Bases 107 to 1363 code for a protein of 418 amino acids. Gene Ontology annotation, biological process: phosphatidylcholine biosynthetic process. Lineage: Eukaryota; Fungi; Mucoromycota; Mucoromycetes; Mucorales; Choanephoraceae.
UCAGAAACAAGAGGAGCAUGAAUACUGUCGGCUGAUAAUACAAUCCUACGUAAAGCGCCCUUUUUUUUCGUUUUGUUUUUUCUUUUUCUUCUUUACAAUCUCGACCAUGAAACAAAAAAUUGUUCAAGAACAAUUAAAUUCAAAUAUAACGAAUCCUUCUGCACCCCACGACCAAGACCUGCUUUCGCUAGACAAUGAAGACUGGUCUACUUCUGAUUUUAUAUCAGAAAAUGACUUUGACAUGAUUGAAAUGCUCUCUGUGGCUCUCGACCAAAUCACCAACCAAAUUGAAGAAAAACAGCGUGAGUUUAUCAGCAAAUCUAGCCAGUGGACAAACAAGACACGCGACUCAAUCAAGACGCAGACAAAGAAACUCGAGGAUCAAAGAUCACGUAUUCAAGAACGCCUAGUACAACAAUACCACAAGAUUGAUAAGCGUAUGAAUCGUGAUGCAAAGACAGUCCAGUUGCGAGACAAGAUAUCGUUUGUGGUGGGGGUCGGAAAUGCCUGUGUUGCACCCGCAUUGGCACUACGUUAUCCGAGUCUGAUACCCUCUUAUUACAGUGUCGAAUUGAUCAUCUUGUUGGUAUUGCGAACUGUUAUUUAUCGCUCUAAAAGAUGGCACUACUUUAUUUUUGAUCUGUGCUAUUUUGUGAAUGCCAUGACCAUGCUGUUCUUGUGGUUGUAUCCUAAUUCGCUCGGUUUGUUUUAUGCUUCUUAUUUCCUUACUAAUGGGCCUGUGGCAUGGGCUAUCAUCACAUGGAGAAAUUCACUUGUCUUUCACUCAUUGGAUAAGGUCACAUCUGUCUUCAUUCACAUAUUCCCUCCUUUGGUUAUGUACUGUAUACGCUGGAUGCCUGAAUUACAGCGCGAUAUGUAUUGUGAUAAUCAACCAUUUGUGAUUGCUUAUCGUGCUACUCGAUACCCAGCACUCAGUACACCUUCUAUGCCUAGUCUAUAUGAUGUAAUGGUGUAUUCGACAGUUGCUUACAUUAUCUGGCAAUCUCUUUAUUAUUUAUUCAUCAUGGUCAGAAGAAAGGACAAGGUUGAGUCUGGACUCAGACUGACUUCGUACUCAUGGUUAUUAGAUGACUCACAUGGCAGAAAGGGGUUUAUUCAGAAAGCAGCCUUUAUUUUUGGUCCCAAGUGGAAAUUGGAAAUGUUCAUGCUACUACAACUUGUAUACAAUGUGGUGACUUCUUUGCCUACCUACUUUUUGUAUCGUUAUUUCUGGUUGCACACCAUAUUUUUAGUAGCCAUGUCUGCUGUGAGUGUAUGGAAUGGUGCAAACUAUUAUAUUGAAGUGUUUUCAAGAAGAUACAUUUCAGAAAUAGAAAAAAUUAAAGAAAAGCAAAAACAAUAAAAAACA